UCCAACAUGAUUUCGCCAUUGAAACAAAUCAGCCCAAUUAAAAGUGCCAAGCUGUUCAGGCCGCUCGUCUCGGUAAGCCGGUACUCAACGGGGAACUUGAACUUCUUCAACCGCUCGACCCUUCCUUCCAACACUAUCAUUCGGUUCGUUCCUCAACAAACGGCAUGGAUUGUCGAGAGAAUGGGAAAGUUCAACAGAAUACUAAAACCAGGUCUUGCGAUCUUGCUACCGUUCAUUGACAAAAUUCAGUAUGUGCAGUCGCUGAAAGAGGUUGCCAUUGAGGUGCCCUCUCAGAACGCUAUCACUGCUGACAAUGUGACUCUGGAAAUGGAUGGAGUUUUGUACUACAAGGUGGUAGAUGCUUACAAGGCAUCCUACGGAGUCGAGGAUGCACACUACGCAAUCAUCCAGCUGGCCCAGACCACAAUGCGUUCGGAAAUCGGCCAGAUGGCGCUUGACCUUGUUCUGCGCGAAAGAACCAUGCUGAACGUCAACAUCACCACCUCCAUCAACGAGGCCGCCAAGGAUUGGGGUAUCGAGGUGUUAAGAUACGAGAUCAGAGAUAUUCGGCCUCCUGUGAAUGUUAUCAACUCGAUGAACCAGGUGGUGGAGAAGGAAAGACAGAAGCGUGCCAACAUCUUGGAAUCCGAGGGUCUGAAGCUCAGUGAGAUCAAUAUCAGCGAGGCCCACAAACAGACAGAGAUCCUGAAGUCCGAAGCCGAAAAAAGCAAGAAGAUCAACUGGGCCAAGGGUGAGUCCGAUGCCAUGCUACUUAAGGCAAAGGCCACCGCUGAGUCUAUCCGACUGGUUGCUGACGCCAUUGCAAACAGUCCUCAUGGAAGGGAGGCCGUGUCGCUCAACAUUGCUGAAAAAUACGUCGAGGCGUUCGGAAAGCUGGCAAAGGAGACGAACACGGUUAUUUUGCCUGCCAGUCUAGACAACCUGCCUAAGCUGAUUGCCAGCGGUAUGAACAUCUACAACCAAUUAAACGACGCUGAAUUGGCCCAAAAAGUGUUGAGCGAGCCACAGCCACCAGCACAGGAGAAGGAGAAAGAUGACUCAAAGAACAAUUAAUGUACAUACGGUAGUGACAAACAGCUACUAGCCCUUUUUCUUGAAGAAGCCGUCGAGUGCUCCUUUGCCGACAGCGACUUUUUUCACCUCUUUGCGCACCACUUUUUUCUCAACCUUGCGUUUCUUGGGGUUUGCCGCGUUCAUCACGUUGAGUGUAUUAAUGUUUUCCUCGGCCAGCGCGGUCAAUUGUUCUUUUCUCCGGUAUUCCACCAUGUAGGAGUCCAGGAUCUCCGUCGAAUACAGCUUUUUCAGGUCAUCCAGGUACUUUGCGUCCACGUAGGAGCUGAUUAGCUCAAUUGCCAGCUGCUUUUUGCUCACCUGCAGCACCUCCUCUGUUGGCUCGAAGCCGGGCAAGGAAAGCUUUUUCUUUGCAGAAGCAACUAGCGCAGACGGCAAAUUCUGUGCCAAACGGUCCACCUUGGAGCUGAGAUAACCAAUGAUUUUCUGCAUCGAGGGCUUGUAGAAGGUCUCGCCAUUUUCGUCAACGCUCUCACAUAUUUGAAGCAGCGGCUUUUGCAAGUCUACACCGUUCUCCAACAGCUCUUGAAGCGUCUCAGAGCGUUCGAAUUGUUCCAAAAGAUCCUGGAAGCUUACCAUGCGCACAUGUUCGCGAUUCAACGCGUCCGUGAAAAAAUCCAGCAGCAGAUACAGGGGGUUGUAUUUGGUAGCUAUCCAGAGCUCGCAAUUAUUUCCCACCAUGAGACAAUCCACAGACGCGUCCAAAGCGGCUAGAAAAAUGGUUUUAAGUGGCUGUUGCUUCUUGGUUAGUUUUUGUGUUGCAUUGUGCGGAUCUCUGAAAUUCGUCUUGUUGAGCUCGUACACUGUGCCAUUGUUGACCACCAGCUGCAAACCCUUGUAAGGUUUGAUCGUCUUCAACGGGGUCUGUAUGUUGGUUGGAACGACAAUCAGCCGUAUAUUGUCCUCCUUAGCCGCCACUGUCAUGAUAUCGUUACGCGUGAUAGAGGGAAAAAUUAUAUAUAUUUUUUUUUUGAUCUAUGAUUUUAUUCAGACUCUUCAGCACCGGCUCGCUGCGACGCAAUCGUCUAUCCGAUCUCCAGUCGCAGCUGAAAACAGUGAGCAGAAAAUCAGAGUUCUACUCCGAAGAGGACCGUAGUGCUAAUUCCGAGUCAGAGGUGAUACGACAGUUCCGGAAACUAAUUCCUGCAGACCACAAGCUGUCUCCUGACAUCUCGUCCUGGAAACAGCUUAACCAACCCCAAGACCUUGUGGAAAUUCCAAAUGUUCCGGAUGUUUUGAACGAGACUACUUUGGAUGACUAUGUGCGAACCUUGAACCGCGUGAAGACCAGAAAGUUUGAUCAAAACCCCGUUUAUGUGAAAAGAGCGUUUGAGAAAAUCGUCGAGUCCAAUGUGCUGGAGAGCCUGCACACGUACAACAUGAUCCUCAAGUUUUUUGCAACGACUCACGAUUUCAGCAACGUCAAGGAAACCAUGCGUCUGAUGAAUCAGAGGAAACUGUAUCCGACUACAGAAUCUUUCAACUUUGUGCUGGGCCCCAUGAGAACUAGCCGUCAUGAACGAAAGUUUGCGCUUAUCAAUAUGUACCUUAAACAAAUGCGUUUUUACAAGCAGAUCCCAGAUCUGAGCACCUGCUAUAUUCUUUUUGAGUGUCUUCGCACGCAUCGGAAGCCAAUAUACGACUAUAUGGUGAAGAAUGGGUGUUCAUUGCGUCCCAUUCUCCCUGCAGUGAUGGCGUACAAGCACGACAUUGAGAAGAAGAACUUUGACGAGCUCAUGGCGGAAAUGGUUGCAAACGAACACUCAUUCAAAGACGACCCGAAACUGGUUGCAGAAUUUGUUCGAAUUGCAUUGGAUGAAUACGGGCCUUCGCAAGCUUGGGAUUUUGCUAUGGAAAGACUUGAAGCUGAUAUUCCAGAGCUUACGCCGUCGAUGCUGGUCCAUUUUGUAAACUACUUUGUCAGGGAAAAUCAGCUUUACAACGCCAUAGCCAUGAUCAACCAUUUCGACAACCAUUUUCUCAAAGGCAAGGUGCACAAGGUAUACGAAAUAUUGGCUACAGCUAUGAUAGACCGCCCCAACAGCAAGAACUGGUCUGUGCUAGCGCGUAGAUUUUAUAUUGAGAGCAAGACCUCGUUCUCACGAACAAUCAUGCUUCCUAAAGAGGUUGC
Molecule: messenger RNA, 3223 nt
Organism: Ogataea polymorpha
Lineage: Eukaryota; Fungi; Ascomycota; Pichiomycetes; Pichiales; Pichiaceae
Exons: 1
Coding region: 7-1074 (355 amino acids)
Cellular component (GO): membrane
Source: RefSeq, a predicted model, not a curated record